Molecule: messenger RNA, 603 nt
Organism: Cetraspora pellucida
Lineage: Eukaryota; Fungi; Glomeromycota; Glomeromycetes; Diversisporales; Gigasporaceae
Source: the annotation of a GenBank genome assembly
AUGUCAGUUCUUCAAAGUGCAUCAUCAGCGAUAACACCAUUUUUUACGUCUUUAGCCUCAGGUGACGAUUCUUCAACAAGUACAACUUUUACAACAGGAGGCUCUACUAAACCUAUACUCGUUAACGAAAGUUGUUUGGAAUUUUUAAUGAUGGAGAUGGUUGAUUUAAUGUAUCGUACAACGGCUGAUUCAGAAAAUGAUAAAGAAUCAGUAUUUUAUAAAUUGGAAGUAUUGGGAUAUCAAGUUGGUCAAAGUUUAGUUGAAAGGUUUACAAGAGAUCGCCCGCGAUUUGUUGAUACUCUUGAUGUGGUUAAAUUUAUAUGUAAAGACCUUUGGACUAUAAUUUUCAAAAAACAAAUUGAUAAUUUGAAAACAAAUCACAGAGGUGUAUAUGUACUUCAGGACAAUAAUUUUCGAUGGUUUCUUAGAAUGUCUACUGAGGCUGGAGGUGCCGAAGCUGCAAAGAAAGCUGUGCCUUAUCUUUGGUUUCCGUGUGGUUUAAUCAGAGGUGCAUUGGCUAAUUUGGGUGUAGUUAGUGUAGUAAUCGCUGAAACUUCCCUUUUGCCACAAUGCACAUUUCAAAUUAAAAUCGCAAAAUCAUAG